CUGCCGGAAGCGAUGCAUUCUGUCGAUUCGUCGAUGUGAUUCUGUCAUCGUUUUCAGUUCAAUUUAGCGAUAGGCGCAGGAAAAGUGGGAAGUAAGCUUAAAAUUUCAAACUGACGAGAAUUCCAAAAAUUAUGGCUGGUGGCCAGUGGGAGGUUGUUGGAGGGAAAUCGAAGAAAACCAAAUCCAAAAAUGAUGGUUCAAAGGCAACUAAAGAUAAAAAAGCUAAAGAAAACCCUGCAUUUGAAACAUCAGGUCCUAUUUCUGAAAGUGAAACCCUUUUUAGUGCUUUUCUUGAGAAGGAAAAGAAGGAGAUUCCUAAACCUAAAAUAACUGUUGCUGAGACAACAAAAGAAAAAGAAAAAAACAUGCAGUCAAAGAAAAAAAAAGAGAAAAAGCCAACAUCUACAUCAUCCAAAGUGAAGAUGGAGGAAUUAUUUCAUUCUGUUACUACAGAUGACCUAAAAAAUCUGCUUGCCUGCCUAGAAGACAUGUGUCCUGAGCCAAACCAUAUCUGGCUAAAAGAUCUGGUUUCAUUUUUGAAUGUAAAGCUGGAAUGUCCCAUUGAAGAUGUAACAUUUAGUGAUAAGCCAAUUGGUUAUCCAUGUAUAUUGCUGCAUAAAGGAGUGUAUGAUUUCAUAUUGAAGACAUUUAAACGUUUCAGGACAGAGAUGCUGCAAGUUUUCUUUGAAUUUUGCUUGCAAAAUAUGGUGCAAGAUUCGCUAAAAGGCUUAAAUACUGUAGGAUAUCGUGUUGUUAUACAGUGCCUUGCUCAAGAAAUGCCUUUUAUUGUAACAGAAAAACUUAUCAAGUGUAUAGAUCUCUGUGAUUCUCACCAAAAUCGUCAAAAUAUUUGCCUAUCUGUGUUUUGGGCUGCUGGUCAGGCUGGAAACAACAACUUAGAAGCUGGCCUUAGAGUUUGGAUGAAUUUGAUGUUUCGUGCCAUUGGCAGCAAAACGUGUACUAAUUAUGCUGUUGAUUACUUAGAAAAACUCUUAAGUUCUGAAGAAUUUUUAAAAUGUUCCAAAAGUAUUCUGACUGUUUCUGAUUUAUUUCCAAUCUUGGAUUCUGUGUAUUCAAAAGAUCUUGGUAAAAAUGUGCAGAAAAGACUGUUGGCUCUUUAUCCUACUUUGAAGAUUUUAAGCUAUGGACCUAAACCAGAGGAUGUGGCUCAUAAUUUUUUCCCCUCCUAUCUUCGUAGACUAGAACCAGGGUGCCCUCCCAAUUUAAAGGAAGAACUAUUAUCUAGUCUUGUAUAUUGUUUAGAAAAAGAUGUUCAAACCUACCGAAUAUGGAGGCACAUAUAUACAAAGCAUUUUAUCCAAUCAAAGCUGCUAAUAGCUCACAUUAAUGAACAGUGGGAGAAUUUAAGAAGUAGACUCAGCAGAAAAGGUUUGGUUGAAACGUUAUCUGUAUUUCAAGUCACUAACGAGGAGCAGCUGAAUAUUGGAAAACGAAAUCCUAUUGUUGAGGAAUGUGUUUUUGUUACAAAAGAACUGCUUUAUAAAGUAAGAACACAAGGUGUUUCAUGGUUUCGACUAGCUUUGUUAUUUAUUCUAAUAUUUUCCAUAAUGCUGACAAUUGACAUCCUGAUCCAUAAUUCAUUCAUAGAAUCAAACAUAGGAAAAUUUAUGAGAGAUUCUGGUCUGCUUGUAAUUUUUGCUCAAGCUGGGGAGAAACUUGUAUAUUAUUAUGGAAAAGUGCAUAGGUUGCUGCAAGUUUAUUUUCCUGUUGCCAUGAAGUGGUGUGAAAAAAAUGUUUUACCUCACAUUGAUUCAUUUUGGAGACUGCUGUCAGAAUUAUUUAUGUCCCUUUGGAGAAGUUCAUUAGGAGUUCGAAGUUGGUGCAAUACCAAUGUUCAGGCUACAUUAAUUUUGGUUGAUCAAUAUUUUCCUGUGUAUGCAGCAAAAGUAAUAACUGCUGUGAAUAAUAUUAUAUUGCUGCUUUCAAGUCAACUAAAGGUAGCAUUUGCUUAUGUAUGGCAGUAUGGACAGACAGCUGUGGUUUGGUUGCAGUCAAAUGCUUAUGUGGCGAACUCCAUGGAAAUAGUACGAAACCAAAUUAUUAAUUUAAGUGGUUUCUUACAAGGACAUGUUGUAUCUCUAGUGAAUUUUAUUUACAGCCAUAUUCCUUCUCUUGUAUGAGUCUGAACAAGGAAAAAAAAUAUUUGUACACUUUUUAUAAUUAUUUUCAAUAAAUUUAU
Uloborus diversus is the source of this 2200-nucleotide messenger RNA. RefSeq names its product transmembrane protein 214-A-like (gene Tmem214). Bases 132 to 2141 code for a protein of 669 amino acids. The transcript has 16 exons. Gene Ontology annotation, cellular component: endoplasmic reticulum; Golgi apparatus. NCBI's taxonomy places the organism in Eukaryota, Metazoa, Arthropoda, Arachnida, Araneae, Uloboridae. The record is from RefSeq and is a predicted model, not a curated record.